GUUCUUUCUUCACUUUGUUUGAAUUGCAGGCCUAUUCCACAGUCGGCACACCAGAUUACAUUGCUCCGGAAGUACUGUUGAAGAAAGGAUAUGGCAUGGAGUGUGACUGGUGGUCUCUUGGUGCAAUAAUGUACGAGAUGCUAGUUGGUUAUCCCCCAUUUUAUUCUGAUGAUCCAGUAACAACUUGCAGAAAGAUUGUGCAUUGGAGAAAUCACUUAAUAUUCCCAGAGGAGGCAAGGCUGACACCUGAAGCAAAGGAUCUGAUCUGUAGAUUGCUUUGUGACGUUGAUCAUAGGCUUGGUACUCUGGGGGCAGACCAAAUUAAAGCUCAUCCUUGGUUCAAAGAUAUUGUAUGGGACAAACUUUAUGAAAUGGAGGCAGCAUUUAAACCAGAGGUCAAUGGGGAGCUUGAUACACAAAAUUUUAUGAAAUUUGAUGAGGUCGAACCCCUGUCAACAAGAAGAGGAUCCGGACCCAUGAGGAAGACAAUGUUGAAUCCUCAAGAUCUUAGUUUUGUUGGUUACACGUACAAGAACUUUGAUGCUGUGAAAGGGCUACAUCAUUCUUUUGCAGACGUGAAGAGAAGCUCAUUACCGAGGCAGGCAUCCACCGAUUCUUGUCACAGUGAUUCUGCAGUGGACUACUCAUCUAAGGACUCAAUUGGUGACUUACACGCUCUGACUCUUUCCUCAUCAGUAGAUGCCUGUCACAGUGAAGAGCUGUCCAAUUCCUUACGUGGAAACCAUCUGGCAUAA
Messenger RNA from Populus euphratica (Euphrates poplar), 755 nucleotides. Its product is annotated as serine/threonine-protein kinase CBK1-like. Gene Ontology annotation, biological process: protein phosphorylation. The record is from RefSeq and is a predicted model, not a curated record. Lineage: Eukaryota; Viridiplantae; Streptophyta; Magnoliopsida; Malpighiales; Salicaceae. The annotation marks the transcript as partial. Gene Ontology annotation, molecular function: ATP binding; protein serine/threonine kinase activity. The transcript has 8 exons.